This is a messenger RNA of Diaporthe batatas, 1769 nucleotides long. RefSeq lists its product as uncharacterized. The transcript has 3 exons. NCBI's taxonomy places the organism in Eukaryota, Fungi, Ascomycota, Sordariomycetes, Diaporthales, Diaporthaceae. The coding region runs from base 196 to 1359 and encodes 387 amino acids. The record is from RefSeq and is a predicted model, not a curated record.
CUUACCUAGGUGGCUUCGCACGGCAAUCUUUCCAUGUUGCCGGACCUCCCCAUUUCAGAGUUUUCCUCUUUUCGACUGUAGACCGUAAACAUUGAACAUCGACUCUAUGCUCAGCGCAUUCGUAAUUGUGCAUCAUCAGCACCAGACUCCUAUUCCUUACUUCUUCUUGAGUCUUCUCAGGCCACAGCAGCAGUCAUGGGUUCCAUCAAUCCGGAUACCAACACUUUUUCAACGCAAACAGAGGCAGCGCCCACAUCGACGGGAGAGACUGCUGAGCCCGGCGAGAUUUCCAAGCCCGAGCAAGGCGCAACGAAAUCCGCGCCUAACGGCGCAACUGCUUCUACUACCAAGUCUGGCGAUGAUGUUGGGCGUGUGCGCACGCCGGAGCACGGGCCUAAAAAAUUGAAGCUUACUCGCAAAACUGUCCCGUUAGAAAAUGGUUUUCUCGCCUGGGCACCAGAGACUUGGCGAUCGGACCUCAAGCCCAUGAUCCGAUACCUGGUCACUGAUCAUGAUGGUAGCAACAUUCGAAUCAAAUACUUGACCUGGGAUCAACCACAAGACGAAAAGAUCACGCUUGAAGAUCGCCGACGUCCUGGCAACUUUUUCACAACGAUAAGGUACCUAGCCUGCGAGCCUCUCGAGCUCAGAGGUGGCAACCAGUGGAAUCACGCCACAAUUGCCUUUGUUGAAGACGACAAUGAUGACGAAGACGGCGAACCGAUUGUCGAAUACGAGAUUACUCAGCACACAUGCAUCAAACUCCCAAAAAUGAGUGAGAGCGCAAUCUGGGCAGAGAAACCCUGUGUCGAGUGGGCUGGCUUGCGGUUCAAGAACAUCGCGUUGAGAGGCACGCUCUCGCCCUACGCACAUAAUCACUGUGGCAGGCUGCGCGUUGUCACGAAUGAAGCAAUCGGGGAUGGAAAAAAGGAAAUGGUCAUGAAAAUCUGGCCAACACCCACAUGCAGCAAGUUUUCCCUGGAAAAUGAAAUGAUGGCGUACAGAGCUUGUGACGGCAAGGGCAUUACGCCGGAAUUCAUCGGAUACGUCACGGAGCAGGGCAGGCAUAUUAGCAUGUUGACAGCCUAUCACUCUAAAGCGCACAAACCGGAGAACGACGAGGAAAAAGAACUGUGCCGUACAGUUCUGCACACUCUCCAGAUCGAGACGGGUUGGCAGCGCAGGGCUCUAGCAAACCACAGGGACAACUUCCUGAUUGAGGAUGGCAGGGCCCUCCUCAUUGACCUUUCCAAGGCGGACAAUCCUGAAAGGAUUGCCAAGAAUGGGGGCGAGUGGGCACAGAAGCUCCUUGAUGAGGACUUUGACCGGUAUUGGAACUGGCCAUCUCUCGUUGAGUAGCGGCCUCGUCGUCGCGCAAAUCGAUCGUGAACUAGGAAUCCUCGCUGCGGAUUUGUUCGACGAGGUUUGACGACAGAUUCUGAUUGAGGAGCCGAGUGUUGCAAUGAAGGUCUCUAAGGUCCUUCUUGGUGGCUUCGUCCAUCGAAGCAAGAGCCUGGCAGAAUUCUCGAUACGGGGUUGGCGACAGGGGCACCCACAUGAACGAGUUCUCCGCAAGAAUUCCAGUGCCAACGGGUAUGUUGACGGUUGCGAAAAGGCCUUGGCCCAUGGUCCUGAUGUGCGAAAGGGUUGCAGACGGAUCAAGUGCAAGACCUGGAAUGAGGAUUUGAGUAGAAGUGGAGGUGGGGGUUGUGAGGAAGAGAGAGGGAAGCCCGCCCUGACGUCCAUAAGUACUUACCUAGGUAGGCAGC